AUGGGCGAUGUCUCAGCACCGAUGGUAGUGUUGAAUGCCCACGAUGAUUUCGACAAUGCAGAGCCCCCAUCCCAGGACAUCUCUGCUAGAGGCAUCAACCCCGCGAAACUGACCUCUUUACUGAGGGACAAGUUUGGAAGCGGCUCAUACAAUGUGCAUACGCCUAUCAGUGACAGAAAUAGCCCAAUGUGCCUGAAUGCUGGUUACAGCAAAGACCAUGCCGCUCACUGGAACCCUUGUACACGUUGCGUCAUUCAACCACGAUUGCUUUCUUUCCGAACACGUCAUCUGCAAACCAUUUCGAGGAGGACUAUGAUCAUAGGUUUCCUCGGUCUCAUAUUAGAUUCACUAUCAGAAUACAUAUUCGCAUUUACUUCUUAG
This is a messenger RNA of Colletotrichum lupini, 381 nucleotides long. RefSeq lists its product as uncharacterized. The transcript is spliced from 3 exons. Bases 1 to 381 code for a protein of 126 amino acids. NCBI's taxonomy places the organism in Eukaryota, Fungi, Ascomycota, Sordariomycetes, Glomerellales, Glomerellaceae. The record is from RefSeq and is a predicted model, not a curated record.